This is a messenger RNA of Actinia tenebrosa (Australian red waratah sea anemone), 3369 nucleotides long. RefSeq names its product BLOC-3 complex member HPS1. Lineage: Eukaryota; Metazoa; Cnidaria; Anthozoa; Actiniaria; Actiniidae. Gene Ontology annotation, cellular component: BLOC-3 complex. The record is from RefSeq and is a predicted model, not a curated record. Gene Ontology annotation, biological process: vesicle-mediated transport. Gene Ontology annotation, molecular function: guanyl-nucleotide exchange factor activity.
GUUCUUUUGCCACAGCAAUCCACAGAUGAUUGAGUGUAAAUAAUGUGUCUUGGUUUAUAUUUUAGUACUUCAAAUAAUUCCUUUCGUCUGAAGUUGGAAUUGCUUUUAUCAAGAGGUCUGAUGAUUUAAGUAACAACUUCGAAAAUGAUUACUUGAGAAAAGCUAUCAAAAUAUAGAAUAUUUUUUAUAUAAUUCAAUGUCUCAAAAGUGAAUUUGUAAAGAUGAGAGCAAUAUUAAUCAUCAACUCAAUGCCAGACAUCUUAUUUGUCUGGGAAGACAGUGAGUUUGCUGAGCACAUAAACAAGGUUUUAAAGGAAGCAGGGUUCAUUAACCCUAAUCAAGAUGUAUCAAAAUUAGACUAUGGUGCAAUGGCACAGUUCUUUUCACCAAUGAUUGCUUCACUGACUUACAUGAAUGAACAUGGUAGUCCUUAUUCUUCUAUAACUUGCAAAGAUGGGACCUUAUUUGUAUUCAAACAGUUUAACAAUAUGAUAUUUUUGGCAGUCAAUGGUAGUGGCGAUGAAUCAGAGGAUUUCUUGAGAAGGAAGUUAACAGUUGUGCACAGAAUGGCUGUAAUGCAUUAUGGUGCAUCUCUAGAUUUACUCAAACCUGAAUUACCAUCCAAACGGAAAGCAAAUUGGAAAAGGCUUGGUGAACUGAUUGAUGCUUGGCAGUCAUUGUACUCUCAGCAGCAGAGUUUUCUUGUUGAGGCUGUGGAGAGAAUCAAUGUCAAUCAAACACUCAGUGAGAUGGCCAUGAAUCUACUCAAUACUGCUUUGUCAACAGUGAAGAACAAAAGUGACCAGAAUGCUGUACAUGCAUUACUUCUAGUUAAUACAAAACUGUUUGCACUUUAUUCAAGUCGUAACUCUAUAGAACUGCAAGCAGCUGACAUCCUCAUGAUAACAUCAAUAGUACAAAAUGUGUUCCCCUACCAGAGCGAAGCAGUCCCUCAAUCUAGUACUAGACCACCUCCUCCACUUUUCAAUAAUGUUGUAUCCAAAGGAGAUCCAUCAGUGUAUCAAAGACUACUUGAUGAUGACACAAAUGAUGACAAUGACCUCCCAUCUGGUAGUGGGUACCAUCCACCUGUAUCUCAGCCUAUUGCUAUCAACGACACUGCAAACGGAGAUGGAGUGAGCAUGAACUCUUCUGUUGAGGAAAAAUUCUACUCUCCUUCCUCUACUCCAUCGUCGGACGACAUGUCUCAGCAAAAAAAUGAUGCUUUCUUUUCUCCAAGAAGUGAUACCCUGGAUGACAUCGCACCACAGAAUUAUCUAGACAAGAAGAAAAACAACGAAAAUGUAACCACUGAAGAGGCAUUUCCAACAGAAGAGGCCAAGCAGAAGAAUGAGUACUUCAGACAGCCCGUGUGUUUGAACACUCCGCGCUGCCCAUACAUACCGCAUGUUCUACACCUUAUCCAUGUUGCUAAAGGCACAGUAUUGGUCCUUGUUAAUGAGGUCAAACAUAGUGCCUUUGCUAUUCCAAUCUACCAAGUGCUUAAUAUUGUCACUAGACUGGAGUCUGAUGCCAGUGAAAGAAAACACACUGCCCAGCAAGCCAGUGCGACGAUGGAGAAGAUUGAAGCACCCAUGAAAAAGAUUGGUGAAAUCCUUAAAUGUUCAAUGGGGAAUGCGAUCGAUGGAAGAGUCCGCCGAGUACGCGACAGCUGGGAAAUGGUUAAACGAUCCGGUAUCUCAGGUUACCUAACAAGUAAAUCACACGAGCUCCCUCCAGGUCUUGAUGCGGCAGUAAACGACAUGAUCAGGAGCCUAAAGUCUUUGUUUAGCGUGCUGUAUUUGAGUGGGCCCAACAAUGAUGUCAACCAGGGCUUCCUGGACGCCGUUCGUGACAUUCAGGAGAAUAUUAAAGACAAAUUGAAUGACUAUGAAGAUUAUCUGCUGGUCAAAGGAGAGAGAAACGUAACUAUGACUGCUUACCUUGAAGACUAUCCAGGGCUUGUUCACUUCAUUUACAUUGAUCGUUCGGGCAACCAGCUGACUGCACCUUCACUGAACACAUCGUCCUCUGAAAUGGUACAGAACACACGUGAUCCGUGUCACGUGCUCAAGCAGAAGAUCUGGGACGCGUGGAACCUCGUGCACGUGUUUCUAUUGCAAGGAAACACAUUCGUCGCUUUUCGGGACGGAGACUUCCUAUUCACAUACUGUCUUUGGUUUGAAGACUCAUCCGGGAACCCUGCAAUUAUACAGAACUCGUUACCAGUCUUUUCUGGGUCAUCACCACCAGGGAUAUUGUCAGGGGACGGGAGCUUCUUCAGGAAUCUCAUUCGUCAGUGUUUUCCCGCUGCUCAAGAAGGUUCCAUCAGAUGUUACGAACUGUUGUGUAUGCAUGUUGGUCUAGUACCUAUACGACUUGCUGCAAGACACAUUCGCAAACUAGAAACGGCUUUAUUCGAAACAUCCCUUGGAGCGCACUACCCGAUCAGUCUGAUACAAUGAAGAAUGUACACUUAGGACUGACUGAAGUCAAUGAACAUUUUGUAAAUACGAAGAGGAGCUAAGGUAAAACACUUUAAUGAGGAACAAUUAUAUAUUUCUGUAAAUAUGUUUUGGCGAGGAGCAGAAUGGAAAAUGUCGUGGAAAUGCAGAAAACCUUGGACAGCGACGUCUCUUGAAAAUGGCUUCAAUGACGUUCCCUUCAAGAGAAGGCAUGAAUCUAGAGUUGCUACGUAUUUCGUAAGCUUUGAUAAUGUACGCUGCUAAUGCGUAGCUCUCACAUGGUCAGUGGUUUCGAUUCCCAGACCAGUUUUUCUUAUAUGUGAGUACAGUUGCUUGUUGGUUCUCUCCUGUACAUGGAGGAUUUUGUUACGGGUUUUUCAGUUUUCUUCGUAACUAUAGUCUAGUGCUUUAGCCAUGAGGUUCUAGCUCGCGAGACUGCGCAUUAUACCGCCUUGCGUGAUUGACAUAAAAUAAUUUUCAUCGCAUUACAUUUACUCAUAGACUGCCGAUUCCAUAAGUCGUACUUUAAUUUACCCAAUGAAAGAGCCCUGAAAUCUCUUUCGAAAACUUGCGGUUGCGAAUACGUUGCGAACUCGAGAAAAAUGUAUUGAAUAUUUAAUAGAGGUUUUGCACCAUCACGUGCCCAAGCCCACAACACAGCUUGGGCUGCCUGUGGUUUGAUGACAGAACAAUAAAAUUCCUUUGUUCUCGAGAAUUGAAUUCUUUCUCAUGUAAAAUGAUUGUAAUGUUCCUUCUAUCUAACAUGGCUGCCUUCACGUGAUGGUGCAACGCCUCUAUAGAAUGAACAACAUAGUUGUUUCAAAUCGCUACUAGAUAACCCUAUUUCUCCCAAGAUUAAGGGUUUGAAGUUCAGUGAUUGGAUUAAAAAAUUAUUUACAUUGUA